This is a messenger RNA of Rotaria sp. Silwood1, 1179 nucleotides long. Lineage: Eukaryota; Metazoa; Rotifera; Eurotatoria; Philodinida; Philodinidae. The record is from the annotation of a GenBank genome assembly.
AUGCAUUAUUGUAUGUGCAUUUUGUCAUUUUUUGCAUCAUCAGCCAUUAGUUACAAUGUUGAUGAUUACAAUAUUCGUGGAACUAUUACUCCCGGAUGGGAUUUUGCUCUGGAUCUGUUCAAAGAUAAUUUCAUACAAGAUCGAGAUUUGGGUGCAUCAGUAGCAGUAUAUCAUCAAGGUCAAUUGGCCUUUGAAUUAUGGGGUGGUUGGUUUGAUCAAUCAAAAAUAAAACCUUAUGAUAACAAUACAUUGCAGGUGGUCUUUUCAUCAACGAAAGGACUAGUGGCUACGGCAGUUGCGCUUGCUGCUCAACAUGGUCAUAUCGAUUAUUCGGCAUUCGUCACUCGUUAUUGGCCAGAAUAUGGACAAAAUGGUAAAGAGAAUACGACAGUGGCAGAUAUUCUCUCACACCGUGCUGGACUACCAGACAUUUCAUCACCAUUAGAGCAAUAUCUGAACUGGACAACAAUGAUCGAAGAAUUAGAACAAAAAGCACCGGCGUGGCCACCAGGAUCAGCCCACGGUUAUCAUGCAUUAACUUAUGGUUGGCUUGCCGGAGAACUGGUAAGACGUGUCGAUCCAAAGAAAAGAUCGUUGGGACAGUUUAUUCAAGAAGAAAUUUCGAAUCCAAUAAUGUUAGAAUUCUAUAUUGGUCUAUCAAGUGAGCAUGAACAUCGGGUAUCACCAGUGGAAUUGAGUCGAAGUUCGAGAGAAACGCUGAAUGAAUCGACUAUCACUCUUUUGAAUCUGUUCAAUGAACCUCGUGCACAUCAAGCAGAAAUACCAGCUGGAAAUGGAAUUACCAAUGCUCGGUCAUUAGCGAGACUUUAUGCAUCAUUAAUCAGUGAUAUAGAUGAUGGCAAAUACAAGCGACUAUUAAAUGAAAAUAUUCUAGAACUAGUAACGAAAUCGAACACACCCAAAAAUGAGACCGAUCUUGUAUUUCAAAUACCUACAACAUUUGCAAUGGGUUUUACACUUUUUGAUGAUAUUUUUCCAGAAUUCGGACCAGGCAGUUUUGGUCACACGGGUAGAGCUGGUGGUAGUAUUGGUUUUGCUGUGCCAUCGAAAAAUUUCUCAUUUGCCUUUGUUAUGAAUCGACUUGAUACAACUACAGUAUACGUAGAUGUUCGCAUAAAAUCCAUUCUGGCUAAAAUUGCAGCAUUGAUUAAUAAAUAG